Molecule: messenger RNA, 2080 nt
Organism: Phymastichus coffea
Lineage: Eukaryota; Metazoa; Arthropoda; Insecta; Hymenoptera; Eulophidae
Product: E3 ubiquitin-protein ligase MARCHF5-like
Exons: 7
Coding region: 211-1350 (379 amino acids)
Molecular function (GO): zinc ion binding
Source: RefSeq, a predicted model, not a curated record
UGUUAAUGUAGGUGCGCCGUUGUAAUCGUGAACGUUGAUAGAGAAUGUCGACAACGUUACUGUAAAUAUCAAAACACUGUCGUAAAAAGAUCGACCCGCUGGCGCAAAAAGUCUUUUCUAACCUUCAUCACUGGUUUAGCACGGAUGCAAGACAUUGGUCUUUCCAUGAAAAAGAGUGGAUAAUGAUAUAGUAGUGAUAUCAACAAAAGAAUGUCUAACAACAGUGUGCCACAUACUUCUUAUGGUUUAGACCAUCAAGGAAGACUUGUCCGAAUAGAAGCUGGUACAUCACAUCCGAAUGUUAGUCGACUAUCAAGUUUAGAACAGACUUUUAGGAGACUGAGUUCAAACUUUAGACAAGAUGAUACUACAAAUGACUCUACAAUUGAUGACCUUAUAAGAAAUUCAAUAUCUGAUGUGACAGAUCCAGAACUUUCGUCAGAUGUGACAGAUGGAGCUUCAUCUCCCAAUCAAACUACAGCAAGCAUUCCCCAGUUAAGCUCCGAUGAAGACAAAAGAUAUUGUUGGGUAUGCUUUGCAACUGAUGAGGAUGAUGCAACAGCUCCAUGGGUCAAACCUUGUCAUUGCCGUGGAACAGCCAAGUGGGUUCAUCAACGUUGUAUUCAACGUUGGGUGGAUGAGAAACAGAAAGGCAGAGCAGGUGCUCAUGUUGCAUGCCCACAAUGUAACACUGAAUAUAUUAUUGUAUACCCAAAUAUGGGCCCCUUGGUAGUAAUACUCGACACGAUAGAUGGUCUGAUCUUCCGAGCUUGUCCACUGAUAGCAGCAGGCAUCGUGGUUGGCUGUGUAUACUGGACAGCUGUUACCUACGGUGCGGUGACGGUGAUGCAAGUAAUUGGACACAAGGACGGUCUAUCGAUGAUGGAACAAGCUGACCCGCUGGUACUACUCGUUGGAUUGCCAACGAUUCCGAUCAUUCUCGUACUUGGCAAAAUGCUUGACUGGGAAGAUCAAGCUCUCAACUUGUUCAGGAGGCAUGCAUGUAAAGUUCCAAUUUUAAAGCGUUGUUCUGAAGAUGAAGGGGCAAGGUCCCAAGACGUUCCCCCAAUGAGUGACCCAGUAUCAGCCACGCGAGUUUUAUGUGGAGCUCUGUUACUACCUACGAUUGCAACUAUUUGCGGAAGAAUAUUUUUCUAUAGCAUAAACUCAAAUUUCCAAAGAACUUUACUGGGUGGAGUAGCAUUCAUAACAAUUAAAGGAGCCUUCAAGAUAUAUCACAAGCAGCAGCAAUAUAUCAGACAACGUCAAAGGCGUAUUAUGGACUAUACUGACACCAAUAUUGCGUUGUAUAGAAGACAAAGAAGUUCGGAUGAUAACCAGGCAAACUGAAUGUAUUUAAACCCAUUUUAAAUAGUUUUUAAAAAGGACCUGUACAAAUUAAUUAGCAUAGAAAAUGACAUAUGUUAAACGUUUAAUAGAUCAGUUGUUCGAGAAAAAAAACACUUUUUUUAAACAUUAUGAAUGCUUAUACAAGACUUACUGCUUGAAAAGUACUGUUUUGAUGAAUUAUACAUGUUUUCCCAAAAUACGUUUGAAUUACAAUGCUGUAAAGUGUUCUCUCAAAUAAUGCACAUAUUAAAAAUUAACUUAAAAAAAUAUGAACUAUUCAACGUUCAAUGUCACGAAAUAUUUCAAUUUAACUCUCUGCAAUUCUAUUAUAUUAUCUUAUUUUUCAUGAGUGGAAAGAUAUGUUGACAUUCUAGUUUUAAUAAUUUUCUUUUAAUUUUCCUCCGAAGCUUUUUCCUUCUAAUUUAAAUGUUUUAUAGAAAUGAGAUAGUAGCAACUGAAUGAUGUAUGAAUUAAUAACUUGAAUCCACGAUGUUUAUAAUUUUUUAUAAAUAGAAGUAUACAAUUAGCGUGCGACUAAGUUGAAUUUGUUGCAGAAAAUAUACAAAUCGGUUAUAUAUUUUUGAAUUUGUAAAAAAAAUUUCAAGAAUGAGUACGAUUUUAGAUAGUGUAAAUACUCGGAAAACGAUUUACCUUAAAGAACAUGUAUACAAUGUUUACAUCAUCCAGUAACGUAAGAAAAUAAACACAAAAUAACGUUUGUGAUAGUUUU